GUUUUUCCAAGUAGAAAAGAUUAUCAUUAGGACGAAAAAGCAGCUUCCUCUUUCACCGGAGUCCAACCAAGACGGCUGAUGUUUUUCUUUGGGUUCAGCAUUUUAACUUUGAAGUGAAUUGGAAAAAGAAGUCACGGGGUUUUGGUGGGCCAAGUGCGGUUUGGCUCUGCACUCCACGUAAGAGUCCCACUUUAAUGCUACUCUUAGUUUUCAUUAAACCUGCUUUCUUUUAUCUUUCCUCUUUCUUGGUUUCCUUCCAAUUCCAUAAACGUAAGAGCGAGGACAGCCCGCACCCGCAAUCCCAGCUGUCUCUCUUUGUUUUCCCCUCUCUGUUCCCACUUCACACCAAAACACUCUAGAAAUUACGGACAGCCAAGCCGAAGGCCUUGCACGUUGUUCAAGUUCUCUACCAAUUUGCUGAUUUAGUCUUGUGAAACUGCUCUAAACCAAUAUGACUAUCGAGAUAAAAUAUCUGGAUUGGGCGCUAGUCCCAAUCGGGAUUCUUUUAAUGUUGGCAUACCAUCUUUGGCUUCUCUAUCGAAUCGUCAAACAUCCCACCAAGACUGUAAUCGGCGUCAACGCCAUCAACCGCCGCUUCUGGGUUCGCGCUAUGAUGGAGGACGUGGCAAAAAAUGGGGUUUUGGCUGUGCAAACGCUGAGAAACAACAUAAUGGCAUCGACCCUUUUGGCAUCGACGGCGAUCAUGCUGAGUUCGCUCAUCGCCGUCUUGAUGACAAGCAGUAGCGGUAAUAGAUCGUCUUGGUUCGUGUUUGGAGACCGAAGCAACCUCGCAUUUUCCAUCAAGUUUUUCUCAAUAUUGGUUUGCUUCCUGGUGGCCUUCUUGCUCAACGUGCAGUCCAUCAGGUAUUACAGCCAUGCUAGCAUUCUCAUCAAUGUGCCUGUGAAGAAGAUGUCCCAGCAUCAGCGCCAUCACCAUCUUACCGUUGAAUACGUUGCCACCACUGUGAACAGGGGCAGCUAUUUUUGGUCUUUAGGACUACGUGCGUUUUACUUCUCGUUCCCUCUUUUCUUGUGGAUCUUUGGGCCUCUUCCUAUGGUUUUCUGUUGCAUUGCCCUCAUUUUCAUGCUGUAUUUCCUCGAUGUUACCUUCCAAUAUGGGGGGGCCGCUGGGGUUGUUGAUGACAAUAGCCACAAGGAUGAGGAAUUAGGGGGUUCGGGUCGAUCGUAAUCCCUGUAACUUCGUACAGCUAGGAAUACAGGAAAUGGUUGCGUCUGCCAAUUCGUUCAAUCCAAGUUGAAUCGAAUGGCUUUUCAUCAUUAUGGGAAAUAAAGUUGUUAACAAAUACCGUCGCAUACGCAUUUUAGUUUUCUAUCCUAAUCAUCAGUAACGAACACGGUUUGUUAAAUCAGAAUUGGGUUUUCAGCCUUUUCCCAUACAAAAAUGUGUCCAAGGAGAAUUGUUCCAUAAGAGGAAUGAAAAUUGGCAGGUUGCUUUCUUCUA
Molecule: messenger RNA, 1462 nt
Organism: Theobroma cacao (cacao)
Lineage: Eukaryota; Viridiplantae; Streptophyta; Magnoliopsida; Malvales; Malvaceae
Product: TRP-like ion channel protein (Protein of unknown function, DUF599)
Source: RefSeq, a predicted model, not a curated record